GGCCCGGACCCGCGAGCGCAGAGCGCAUCCCGGCGGCACCUCCCCGCGGCACAUCCGUCCAUCCAUCCCCGCAGUACAUCCAUCCCCGGGGCGGUCCCGGCCCUGCGGCCCUCCCCGCCCCCACCGCCGCUCUCCGCUCUCCUCUGGCGCUGCGGGGCCCCGGGAGGCGGCGAACCCCCCCGUUCUCCCCCUGGCCAUGCCCAAGCUGCUGCCGGCUCAGGAGGCGGCGCGAAUCUACCACACCAACUACGUGCGAAAUGCACGGGCCAUGGGUGUGCUGUGGGCCCUGUUCACGCUCUGCUUCUCCAUCCUGAUGGUGGUGACCUUCAUCCAGCCCUACUGGAUCGGCGACAGCAUCGACACGCCGCAGGCUGGCUACUUCGGCCUCUUCUCCUAUUGCAUCGGCAAUGCGCUCACCGGAGAGCUCAUCUGCAAGGGAAGCCCCCUGGAUUUCGGUACCAUCCCCUCCAGUGCCUUCAAAACGGCAAUGUUCUUUGUGGGCAUCUCCACCUUCCUCAUCAUCGGCUCUAUCCUCUGCUUCAGCCUCUUCUUCUUCUGCAAUGCCGCCACCGUCUACAAAGUGUGUGCCUGGAUGCAGCUGGCGGCGGCCACUGGGCUGAUGAUCGGGUGCCUCAUCUACCCUGAUGGCUGGGACUCGAGUGAGGUGAAGCGCUUGUGUGGGGACAAGACAGACAAAUACACGUUGGGCGCCUGCACAGUGCGCUGGGCCUACAUCCUCUGCAUCAUUGGCAUCCUCGAUGCCCUCAUCCUCUCAUUUCUGGCCUUCGUGCUGGGGAAUCGCCAGGACAACCUCCUGCCAUCGGAUUUUAAAGUGGAAGGCAAAGAGGAGGGCAGUGAAUGACAGCACUGAUCAUUGUGUGAGUGCUACAGCGAUUCUGACGUUUCUUGCACAUGCAACGCCACCAGCAUAACUGCAGGAUUACUGGUGCUGUAUUCAGAUGGGGUUUGUUUGGGGCCGAAUGGGAAACAGGCUUUGGUGUGCCUCCAUCAGGGAGAAUGUAAAUCCUUGCCAGGCGACAGCAUAAAAUGCGAUGCUGUGCUCUACUCGGCAACAGCAACCGCUCUCCUUCUCUCCCAGGGCUGCCUGGAGUUCUUAGCUCACUUCAGGAGAUGCGGUCCUUUCCUUUUGAGUGGCUUUUCCUACAUGUACCAUCACCUCUGGACUUUCUACAGCUUUCAGCUCUCAUGGAAUUUGUGUGAUGGGAAGAGACUCACAGGACAUCAGCUUUUGUUGGUUUGCUUUUUGUUUGUUUUGAGUCCAUAGGGGGAGGUCUGGGGCCACGAUUUGCUGUCUCUUGGGGUUUGUACAUCUUUUGAGGAAAUGACUUCUGAAUUAAAAUAUGGCCUUUUAGAUUGUGUGCCGUCUCCUUGAGGUCAGGGGAAACCCUGCACCACGGCCAAGGCUGUCCGAGUCACCUCCCGCGCCUCUCGCAAAAACGCGAGAACAAAGCGGCCCUCGUAGGGCACUUAACGCAGCCCUUGUGAGGGCAUCGCGCACCGCUGCAGCACCGCCGUUGUGAGGCAGGUGGCGCCACGCACCGCUGCUCAGCAGUUCCGAGCUGCCUCUGUUGACUCCGCGCUGUGGAAGGCAGUAGAGGUGGCAGAAAGACACGUCAGAAUAGCAGCCUCUCCCACUAUCCAACAAUUCUUCCCCCCUUAAAAAAAAUGGAUCAUAGUAUGGACAAAAUGUUUUAGCAACGCCCAACCCAGUGAGUCUCAGUCGAGAGAACUGGAACUAUGCACCUGCGUGCACCUAAAGAGCCUGGAGCUGAGAAAACAGACCUGCAGACGGAAUACAGGGAGACUACGGCUGAGUAAUUAAAUAGUCUGUUUAUUGUAGAGCUUUCACAAAGAAAGACAACGAAGCACCCAAGUAGAAAGAAUAAAAAUGUAUUUUCCUUCAGGUUUUAGACUGACACAGCAAGUACAAAUCCUUUGUGAGCACUUUAUGGCAAUUUGGGGACUUCACAAACCCAAGUGAAUGAGCACAUGGAACAAGGCUGAACCCCGACAGCUGCUGCUGCAGUCUCCAACUCACACUUUGGCUCCAUCCUCAGCAACCAAGGUAAAAAAGUGUCCUCCUGCAGGUGUGGGAGGGGGAACUGCGGCAGGAAGGAAAGGAGCUCUUGAUGUGCAAAGCUUUUCCAGGAAAAGUUCCUGCACCAGCCGGGCUGAAGCACAACAGGGUGGGAUGAGCUGUCAAGACAAGAGAAAUCAUUCGCCCUGCCAAUAUAUCUUCACAGUCUGUAGGUGGUGGGUGUUUUGGAAUCCAAUCUUGACUGCGGUCCUUCUGUAACAGACAUGGAAGUGAUACGCAGCUGGAAAAGCUCCGAAUAGAAGGGAAAGAGAGGUCAAAUCAGCAGUUUAAACCCAUUUGGUGCGUUACCUUCAUUAAUUUUAGAUUAUAUGCAUAGACAAUCCGACCUACCCCUAAAAGAACAUGCAGCAUGAUCUGUGUUAAUUAACCCAGUCAGGCACUAGACUGGAGCAACUCUUUAAGUGGAUUAAAUGACAGAGGUUUAUGAAUGAACAACUAUAAUGAACCAGGAUUUUCAACACACAAAGUGACAGAAACAGCCUUCUUGACAGCUUCGGCAACGCAACAGUCUCAGAUCUGCGUGGCCUCCAGUGAGUUCCUAGAGGAACUUCAGCGCUCUGAGAGCAACCACGAAUCCAUAGCCCCAUUUGGUCCAGGGAGAAGACGUGUCUCUGAAGCCUCAACACUGCCAGCUCUUACUUCAGAGUUGGAUGCACUGACUCUGCAGCAGGAUGGGAAGCCUUAAAGAAGUCAUCAUAAAACUAUUAUACGCCACAGUGAUUUAGAUUUAAUUAAAAUUAAUUCAUUUACUUAUCACAUCCAACCCCCUCUGAGAAGUUAAUACAGAAAUCUCACAGAGCAUUAUGAUUUGGGGUAACUCUACAAGCAACUAAACCAGUAUCUACAGAGGAAAGUCCAUCAGCUCUCUUCCAGCCCUCCUUGUGCUAAUGUCCCAGAAAAGAAAAGGCAAUCCCAAUCUGGGAAGUUAUUCCUAAAGGCCAUCACCUGAAAGAAAUUUAAAAAAAUAAGAAUAUCAGGCUUUCAAGUGUUGAGUUUUGAAGUCGAGGGUGAUAGCACGGCUGUGACACAGAUGCUGCCCGCUCUUUCCGGGAAAAAAUGUGAAUGGUCAAAAGGGCCAGAGCAGACUGCAUUAGUGAGGGCCACUCUCACUGGUGCAACUACCUCAAGCAAGGCAUAGAAGCACCAGGAAGGGAUUAAAAAAAAAAAAAAAAAAAAAAAAAAA
Lagopus muta (rock ptarmigan) is the source of this 3302-nucleotide messenger RNA. RefSeq names its product LHFPL tetraspan subfamily member 5 (gene LHFPL5). The coding region runs from base 197 to 862 and encodes 221 amino acids. The transcript has 3 exons. Lineage: Eukaryota; Metazoa; Chordata; Aves; Galliformes; Phasianidae. Gene Ontology annotation, cellular component: plasma membrane. The record is from RefSeq and is a predicted model, not a curated record. Gene Ontology annotation, biological process: detection of mechanical stimulus involved in sensory perception; sensory perception of sound.